AUGAUGCAAUCUACUAAAUGUAUGAAAAAAAUAAUAUUGAAAGAACAAUUGCCUAAACUAAUCACUUUUGAUGCUUAUAAUACAUUAUAUGCAACAAAUUUACCAGUGUUAGCGCAAUAUUCUAUGGUCGGAAAAUUAUAUAAUAUAACUACAGAUCCUAACGAAUUAAUAAAAUCAUUCCCAAAGGUUUUUGAUAAAUUAAGAGAAGACCAUCCAAAUUAUGGUAAAACAACUGGUAUAUCUGCUUAUGAAUGGUGGUCAAUUCUAAUUAAAAAUAUCUUUAAGCCAGCCGAGGUGCCAGACAAAAUGGUAGAUGACAUUUUAAACAGAUUCAAUGGAGAAAAUGCAUACACAGUAUAUCAUGAUGUGUUCGAGAUUUUAGACUUGAUAAAGGAAAAAUAUCCUAAUAUUAUUGUUGCAAUUAUUAGUAAUACAGAUCCUCUUGUUUACGAUCUACUUAAAAACCUAGAUCUUUACAAGUACUUCGAAGGAAACAUAUAUUUAUCAUAUGAUAUCGAAUUACACAAGCCUGAUGCUGCAUUCUUCGAUCAUUGCAUUGGGCAAAUAAUGAAGAAACAUUUUCCUUUCAUAAAUGAUGACCAGUUAAAUGAGUUUAAAAAAUCAUGUUGGCAUAUUGGUGAUGAGGCUAUCAAAGAUAUGGAAGGUGCAGCAAACGCUGGUCUAAACAGUAUUCUCCUCGAUAGAAUUGAUAAGUAUAAUUAUUUAACUUGUAAUCGUGCGAAAAAUGAUAGAGAUGAGCAUAACUUAUCAAUUGAUAAAGUUAAUGCAAAUUUUAAUCUAAUGUGGGACGAAAGCAUCAAAAAAAGUAAGAUCAUACAGCUGUCAGAGAAGACGUAUGUAUCAUCCAAUCUACGGAAUGUGAGACAACUUUUAUUUAAUGAAUAG
Messenger RNA from Tetrapisispora phaffii CBS 4417, 906 nucleotides. It is a transcript of the gene DPI35, whose product is annotated as Dpi35p. NCBI's taxonomy places the organism in Eukaryota, Fungi, Ascomycota, Saccharomycetes, Saccharomycetales, Saccharomycetaceae. The transcript has a single exon. The record is from RefSeq and is a predicted model, not a curated record. The coding region runs from base 1 to 906 and encodes 301 amino acids.